CUAAAUUCCAUUGUUUUCCUAGAUUCCUGCCCAAGUUGUUGGGCUUUGUAUUCCGAUCAUGGUUUUUGAUCCCCUCUCUCUACGCACCAUUGAUGACAUACCAAAUGACUCUGCUUUGAUUUCUGAUCAUUCAGCCCACACUCAAUCUUUUGGUGCUAUAGACCCAGACUCUUCAGACGAUGAGGACAUUGUCAAAAAGGGAAAGAAAAGUCGAGCACUUGAUCCAUCCUUUACAUUUUCCUCUGAAAUUUCACUUCCUAUUGCUUCCUCAAAAAACUGGGAUUUUGGAUUGUCUCGUCAGGCACUUUCUGCCAAAGCGCUUUUGCGUGCACAGGGAAAGACUUCGAUUGACGAAAAAAUUCUCAAAAGUCUCGGUACAAUCGAUCAAGAUCUUGCUACCGAUGUUCUUGCCCUGAAAAAUAUAGACGGUGUGGCAGACGAUGAAGUACCUGAUAACGUUUCUGGUGAAUCAGAUGAAGAAAAAACCUCGGACAAUGACGAGGCUUUGGUGAACCCGUAUUUUGACAUCAACGAGCCAGAGGACAUUGUGAAGGAUAAAAGCAAAGCCGAAUUUUUCGAUCUAGAGUCGGACAAGCCAGAGCAUCGUGAGAUUACCGAAUCUUUUCAGUCUUUGCAACUAUCCAGACCUGUUCUUAAAAGUAUUGCUGCGUUGGGUUAUGUUCGUCCUACUGAUAUUCAGGCUCGUGCUAUUCCACUAGCACUGCAAGGCAGAGACAUUUGUGGUUCUGCUGUAACGGGAUCUGGAAAAACUGCUGCGUUCAUUAUCCCAAUUGUAGAGCGUUUACUGUUUCGUCCAAAAAAUGAUGCUACUACUCGAGUGCUUAUUCUGGUGCCUACUCGUGAAUUGGGUGUACAGUGCCAGUCUGUUGCAAUUAGUAUUUCAAAGUUUACAGAUAUAUCUACUUGUCUUUGUGUUGGUGGUUUGCCAACCAAAACUCAAGAAGCAGAGUUGAGAUUGAGACCCGAUAUUAUUAUUGCUACUCCUGGUCGACUUAUUGAUCACAUUCAUAAUUCACCGUCUUUCUUUCUUGAUGCGAUUGAUAUUUUGGUGAUUGACGAGGCUGAUCGUAUUCUUGACGAUGGAUUUGACGCUGAGCUCAAUGAGAUCAUUAAACAUACUCCUAGAACUAGACAAACUAUGCUUUUUUCUGCUACCAUGACUGACAAUGUGGAUGAUUUAAUUAAACUGUCCUUGAAUCGUCCUGUGCGUUUGUUUGUGGAUCAAAAUACUAAACUGACCAACAGACUUGUUCAGGAAUUUAUUCGUGUGCGAGGCCAUAAAGAGACUAGUCGUCCUGCCAUUUUAGCAGCUCUCUGUUCUCGUACCUACACAUCCGAGACUAUUGUUUUUUUCCGUAGUAAGGCUGCUGCCCAUCACAUGAAGAUUAUAUUUGGAUUUCUGGGGCUAAAGGCUGCAGAGCUUCAUGGUAAUCUGACGCAGCUUCAACGACUAGAGGCUCUUGAGCUGUUUCGUGAAAAAAAGGUUGGAUUUCUGCUGGCUACGGAUCUAGCUUCUCGUGGUCUUGAUAUCUCUGGAGUGAAAACUGUAAUCAACUAUGAUAUGCCCAAAAGCUAUUCCAUCUAUGUUCAUCGCGUUGGUCGUACUGCUCGUGGAGAUUUGGCAGGACGUGCCGUGAGUCUUGUUGGUGAAGCUGAUCGUGCGCUGCUAAAAAUGGCUAUUAAAAACACACGAGAUGCUGUCAAAAAUCGUAUUGUUCCUGCCAAUGUCGUUGAAAAGUAUGAAGGCAUUUUGGCAAAGCUAAAGGAUUCCAUCAAGGAAAUUUAUAUCGAAGAAAAGGAAGAAAAGGAGCUUUCAAGCGCUGAACUGCAGAUUACUCGUGCCCAAAAUAUUCUUGGUCAUCAAGAUGAGAUCAUGUCACGUCCUGCCCGAACGUGGUUUCAGUCUGAGAAAGAGCGUACUGAUUCCAAAGAUCUUGACAUGGAAUCUGCUCAACCUGAACCACUUCCAAACACGGUAAAACGGCGGUUUCCAAAUACUGACUCUAAAAAGUCUGAGCAUGGCCCAAUGGAUGGUCUUUCUAGAAAGAAAAGACGUAUGAAAGAGGCCCGCGAGGAGGAUAAGCAAGUCAUUUCGGCUCAGCGCAAGUCUGUAAAGGCUGUCAAGGCCGCUGCACGUCCCAAAAAGAUCUCACAUGUACGCGAUUCUACCCAACACACCACGAAACAAACUGGAAAAGGUUCUUCGUUUGCAAAAGAAAUCUAUGGUGGUUCAAAAAAGGGUUCUUUAAAGCGCAACAAGUAG
Molecule: messenger RNA, 2284 nt
Organism: Batrachochytrium dendrobatidis JAM81
Lineage: Eukaryota; Fungi; Chytridiomycota; Chytridiomycetes; Rhizophydiales
Exons: 4
Coding region: 59-2284 (741 amino acids)
Molecular function (GO): nucleic acid binding; ATP binding; RNA helicase activity
Source: RefSeq, a predicted model, not a curated record